Molecule: messenger RNA, 6233 nt
Organism: Etheostoma spectabile (orangethroat darter)
Lineage: Eukaryota; Metazoa; Chordata; Actinopteri; Perciformes; Percidae
Gene: tprn
Product: taperin
Exons: 4
Coding region: 216-2798 (860 amino acids)
Molecular function (GO): phosphatase binding
Source: RefSeq, a predicted model, not a curated record
UGGUCAAGGAUUGUGUGGAGAGAGGCAGUCAGAGUGAGAAAGCAGAGGAAGAGGAGAGAGAAAAAUAGACGAUAGGGAUGUGUUUGCGUGUGCGGUGAAUAGUGCUGCGGGUAGAGUCAGAGCCGGAUACAGGUUUUAUAGCCGCACCGGACCGCGGCAAAAUCGCCUCAGAGCCUGCCUCUCUCCUCUUCAUCCCCUCUAAACAACACUCCGCAAUGUCUGGCGGAGGAGAGGUACGCGUCCUCCGCCAAGAGCCUGGGCAAGAGAGCCCGAGGAUGCCGGCCUGGAAGCGAGAGAUAUUGGAGAGGAGGAAGGCGAAGGGUGGCGGGUCUGGAGGAGCCGGUGCAGCGGAGACAAGCCCCGGCGGUGCGGGUUCGCAGCGGGCUAACGGCGAGACGACGGGAAAUGUGAACGGCAGCAGCAGCAGCAGCAGCAGCAGCGGACCGAGCUGUGGGUCCGGGCGGAGCUACACCAUCACCACAGCCAGUCAACACUUCACAAACAACAAAGAGCCACGGCCGACGGACGCUGAGAGGACGACACCGAGGGAGGACGACAGACAUGAGAGCCUGGUGCUACAGGAAAGUCUGGGCCCGCUGGAGGAGAACCCAUUCAUUAAACUGGAGAAGGAGCGGAGGCGGCGACAGGACCGAGAUAACGCUUCUCGUCCUGUCCAGCACAUCUUGGAGCUGUAUGGCAGUGUACCCGGUAUACGGACUAUCCGCGCAGACAAUAUUAUCAUAAUUGAGUCUGACCCGGAUUACUUUCCGGAAGCUGGUGGGUUAAACACCGGGUCCAAAUGGCAGCAGAACGGUGUGAGUAGUUACAGCUCUCUGAACGACCUCCUGGACCGGAGAGGGAGUGCUGUUACUGAGAUAAGAGCCAAGGAAGUGGUCAUUUAUGACACCACGUUAAGCAAGAGUGAGGAGAACUUGAGCACCCUGGGCCGCCCUGAUCAUGAGGCCUCAUCAUACGAGACAGGUGAGGGCCAAGGCAGGGUAAGCCGGAUGCUGCAGAAGUUUGACAGCAACUACGGGAAGCUGCAGAAGAAGUCCCACAGCACAGAGAACCUGCUGGACCUGGAUUGUAGUGCCAGCAGCAGGCCAAGACUCUGGUCCAGGCCACAGCCAGAUCUGGUGCCAAAGGCCAGGCCAGGACCGUCACUCAGCAGCCCGGGCAGCAGCCAGCCAUCUUCGCCUGUCUUCCAGAGUCCAUUGUCUUCCAAACUAAGGCCACAGCCUGUUGUCUCUGAGCUGGGCAGCCCCCAACGCUCUGCAGGGACCCCUCAGCCUGUGUCUUCCUUCCGUCAGCGGUUUGAAGAGAGUGGAGGCCAUGGUGCAGCUGUCACCCCUGGGGAUGAGCCAGACAGGGUGCAAACCAAGUCCAUCAGAGAGAGAGACUGGGAAAGCUCUGAGGUGCCACCCAAACCCAAGGUGCCAUGCUCUCCAGAGACCCGUCGCGUCCGUGCCGAGCCCCCCUCAAGCCCCAUCUCGUUCAAGGUGUCGCGCUCCUCUUCUGACUUUGAGAUCCGUCCUUCACCGAAGCCAGACCUCACUCGAAUUCCUGACGGGGACACCCAGGCACGGGCCCUUGCAAACCUGCGCCUGCAGUCCCGCAACUCCUUCACAGUGAUCCCCAAGCGCCGUGUUGCUGCCUCAUCUGCAAUAGGCAGCCAAGCACCGCCCAGCCCCAUCAAGUCUUCCCCUUCCCACAGAGUGGCAGAGGUGCACACGCCAGGAGUGCCAACCACCCACGCCCCUACACCCACCUUGACACCCUCAAAGAGGAAUGAGGAGAAACUGCAAGAGAAGGAAUUCGAGACGCCCGUGAGGCUCUCCCAGCCUGAACCAUCUCCUUCUGUUGCCACAAGUCCUGCGACUCAUCCGACCUCGGAACCUGUGUCUCCAUCCCCUGCUCUAAUCCCAACUCCUUACUCUCCACCUGCUCUGCCUUCACUCCACUCUUCUCCGGCUGUCUCAUCUUCACCCUCCUUCUCUCCGGUUCCUUCAGACUCUCCAGCCCCGUCUCCUGCCCCUUCUACCCCAUCCCCUGCUCCAGAACAACAUCCCGUGGAUCAGCUACCUGUAACAAACAUAGACGACAUUGAUGUGGACCCCCUGCAGCGUGUCUCCGCUCCCAGCCCCAUGGCGCAGAGAAGAAAGGGGAACACCUUCACCGUGGUCCCUAAACGUAGGUUGGAGGCCGAGGGCCAGCCAAGCUCACCUGAGCCCCGGCAGGAAGCCUCAAGCGAGCCGUCUCCGGGGUCCACGCCCCCACAGGCUCCGUACGCUCAGCUGGGCUCCUUGCUGAAGAAACGCUACCCCGCUGCAGAGGAAAUUGAGGUCAUCGGUGGUUACCUUUCCCUCGCAAAGUCCUGCCUCUCCAAGACGGGCUCCAUGGGCAAGAAGCUUAAGAUCUCAUUCAACGAGUCAAGUCUCCACAGUACGUACGAGUAUCCGUCCGAGAGCAGCGCGUGGGACAGCGAGGACGAGGACGAGGAUGAGAAACUAGACGAAAAGCUGGCGGACGAACAGCCAAGCAUGGUGGGACGCAUCCACAUCCCCCGACCCAGUUUCACCAGCUCGCCCACGCACACGACCAACAGUAACGACCUUUCCAGCUACAUUCCCAAGCACUCUGUGGACUUCAGCGCCUGGCAGGAGCACAAACAUGAGGACAGUGUUGACCAGGAGGACACCACUUCCCAACACACACAGAUGACAGAGGAAGUCAUGCUCACACCUGCAGACAGCUCAUCCCUGUCAGACUACAGCAGCGAGCCCGCUCUUUACUUCUGAUCAGAGGGACCAAUCAGCUGUACCGUAGCACCCCCCCUCCCCCCAAGGGACCAGCCUGACCUGCCUCCAGCUCUACACUCCAGCCGUCUCCAAGCACAUCUUCCUGCUCAGACAGGAAACACAGUAUUUAGUCUUUGUUUUUUCAUAGCAGAGGAGCUUUUUUUGCCAGGUGGCCGGUGUUUCCAUUCCCAACCUUCUUCUUGACCUGCCGCAAAGAAUCCAAAAGCAGCUGGACUGUGUUUGCCCUUACGAUCCUGGACAGUUGAUCUGUCAGCCUCCCUCCCUCCCUCAUUUCCUCGCCCUCACUAACAAAAUAUCGGACAGAAUCAAAUCCAUUGUCAAAACCUAGAGAGACGUCUGCCUUCCUCACCAGACUCCAGAAGAAGUUCGAGUCCCCCCCCCCCUCCGGUGAUUCUCUUGGUUUUGACUUCAACAUUUGCUUCCAGUUUUUGGGGAGGAUGUAGACAAGCGUGAGUGACCAAACUCCUUUAAAGAACAGGAAGCCGCCAGUGCCCACGCGUAGGUGACGCCACGGCGACAGAGUUCAGUGUUAGCAUGGAAACAUGUGUUUAGGAUGUCCAAAAAAACCUAGGGUUGGCGGAGGACGUGUCUGCUUGUGUCGCUCGCUGGCACACUCAAACACACAAAAACAACAACAAAAAAUGAUAAAAGGGUGCCACAAUUGUAGUUUCUUUGUCUCUUUGUUUCUUUUUGUAUCUGCAUGUUUUUGAUUUCAGCCAACAGCUUGGUUGGUUCUCUUUGACGGUAACGCUUCGGGAUGCCUUUUUCAGUUUUCGGACGUUUCCUGGCAAACUUUGCCUGUAUUAAAACUGCUGGAUGUUCAGUAGAAGAGUGUCAACAGCAGGCAAACUUCAACACACUUCCUUUCUUAGUGACAAGGGAGGGAAAAUAUGCACCCCAGGGAUCAUUUCUGUCAGGCAGCAGCAACUGAUUCUGAUUACCUGCCUGAAAAAGUGCCCUUGGCCAAUGUCUGUAUGUCCGUAACUCUGGUGACAAACAAAACUCAUCAUACUGUAGAAUGUUUCUGUGUAUGCUCGAUCAAGGUAUUUGUGUCAUGUUUAUCAAAAGCUGUCAGCUGUCGCCUUUUUUAUUCUGGCUUCUUGUGUAUUUAUUCCUGCUUAAAGUUGAAGUUUGCAUGUCUGAGACCUGCUCAUGUACAAAAAAAAACAGUUUUUGUAAAGAGACAUUUGCUGGUGUGGAAGGAACCGGGUGCGGACAGCCCCGCUGGACGUUGUUUUUGUGUUGUUGUUUUCCAGUCGGACCUCAUGUACUUUGACAUUCCACAAGAGGAAGAAGCCGGUCUAUCGAAGUAACAAAGGCAAAACAACCAUCACGAUCAUUCGUAAUAUGGCAUGUUUGUGAGAGCGAAUGCAAGAUUGUGUGCGUUUUGAAAGAAGAUGUCAGGAUUUUUUAAAUUAAGAUUGUUUUAUAUACAAGAAUGCACCAAGAUAAUUUUUUUUUUUUUUUUUAACUCAUUAUGCCAAGUGAUUAAAGUGUUGCUGUAACGGCGUCACAUUCAUUCUUGACCCAGCCCAGGAUCGAACCUUCGGCCAGUAUUGUUGUACAGUUUUCACCUUAUUUUCAUAUAUACCAAUAUUUCUUUCUUACUCCUGUCAUUGCUUUGGUUUCUCCAAUCAGUGUUCAGCAUCAAGAGUUGGUCUUGGCUGUUAGGAGAUGCAACGUUCUGUCCUUGUCUGAUGAAUUUAGGAACUCUCUGUUUUGUCUGGAGUCUUGAUGUUUAAUGUCUUUGCACUGUCUUACUUUUAGCUUUGUUCUGCACCUCAUGAGAAGCAACAGAGUAGGCGACGGAGGAUACGUGCACUUAAAAAGAAGUCUAGUUGAAGAGUUUUGUUUUUGAAACAGAAGCCACUAUUGACAACUCUUAUUACACAACCACUGAUUGUAUGUCAGAUACAGUAGAUAUGAGAAAGGAUUUGGAGCCCUUGGUUGGCGGAAAAACACUUUUUAGACCUGCAGGUAUUGACCUUUUUCUUUUUUUAUCUGAAUGAAUAGCAUUUUGGAAUAGAUCUCUUCAGAUGUAUAUGGUGAAUGCACUGCCGAUUAAUGCCAUGUCCACUGUUUUUACUCCAUUUGCCACAGCAUUGCAUCAAGUCUUAUGAUUGUUGACCUCGUCGCCACAAGCUGUAUCCCGAGUGUAUAGUUUUCCACACAGGUCCAGGUCCUCACAUUUGGCCUGAAAUAAGCCCACAAAUCCCCCUAAAGUCCUUCUUUUUAGUCAUUGUUAUAAGUCAGUUCAGCUCUACUGUAGACACUGCUCUGCUUUCAAGGACCACACCAGUGAUUCAGGGUGUUUCAGCCCCUUUACUGCGAAUCACAACAGUGAUUUUGGAGUCAGAAUGUAUUUUUGAACUAUUCCAGAUGUCCAUUCGGUUUCCUCUCAAUUUCAUAUGGUAUAAAAAUCCACUAGAAGACUCGUUCUUGACUUGUCACACAGUGAACCCAUUAUGGUUGUGUUGUCGUGCUGGGUAUCAUUUCAAACUUUUUUUUUAUACCUUUCACGAAUCACUCUUUCUAUAACUUUUUUUUUUUUUUAGUCUACACUUCUCAAAUUAGUUGAAAAGUGGACAUUUCAAUCAUAUUGUCUGAAAAGAAAAAUUAUGAAUCAGAGCAAGCAUUCUAUACUCCAUGCUUGGCGCUACAGGCACAUUUCAGUCAGUACCAAAUAUCCAGCCCUAUUACAUGCAGUGCAGAAAUUUUAAAUUGAUCUACACAGAGGACAUUAUCAUAAUGUAGGGUGAAUGCAACUGAAAAGAAUGCAGAUGUGUACUGUGAUGGAUUACAUAACUCAACAGUCAACUAAAUACAUAUCCAUAACACGCGGAAAUGGCCAAUGGCAAAACCAAUGGCUGCUUGCAGAAGCAUAACAGUCAGCAAAAAUGUUAAGUACACAUGAUUUGUAAUUAAGGAGCUAAAAGACCCCAAAUACAUUGCAAAGUUAAAUUUGGCCCAUAAAGUGCCGGACUUGGACCUGCUGUGGUCAAAUCACCUGCUUAUGGAUCCAUCUGUGCUAAGUGCUGCCUUCAAUGUCCAAAAGCCUAAAGAAGGCAUCAACUUCAAGUGGGAAUCUUUAGCGUUCUGUCCUUCAGUUCACAGAAGGACCAAAAAGGCAGAGUGAAAUGUGGGAAUCCCCACUAACUGUCUCGAAUGACGCCAGUGAGGACCUUUCUGAUGGCCACCAGUGGGACACAGACACACACCACUUGACUUCUGAAGUGUACAUGCAGCCUCUCACUGCCUACUCCUGUUGCAUAGGGAGCCAUUUGUGUUGGUCACCCUGUAGCAACUCUGUGGUAGAAGCUUCAUCUUGUUCCCCCUUUACUUUCCCACUCGUCUGUAAAUCUACAUUGCAGCAGAUGUGCUUACUGUAAAGUUGUCAAUGAUUUGGACUAAGAA